Messenger RNA from Racocetra persica, 147 nucleotides. Lineage: Eukaryota; Fungi; Glomeromycota; Glomeromycetes; Diversisporales; Gigasporaceae. The record is from the annotation of a GenBank genome assembly.
GAUGAAAAAGUGGUUGCAAUGAGUCAACUUCACCAAACACCUGAGAGAACCAAUGCGUAUGAGAAUAUUAUUUCAGAAGGUGAUUGGGAUGUUGUACUUAAUGAAUGGGAAGAAUUACUAAUUGAUAAAGAGCUAGAAGAAGAAUAG